Messenger RNA from Babjeviella inositovora NRRL Y-12698, 1876 nucleotides. RefSeq lists its product as uncharacterized. NCBI's taxonomy places the organism in Eukaryota, Fungi, Ascomycota, Pichiomycetes, Serinales. The record is from RefSeq and is a predicted model, not a curated record. The coding region runs from base 25 to 1614 and encodes 529 amino acids. Gene Ontology annotation, cellular component: nucleus. The transcript has a single exon.
CUUAUUUGAUAAGCACUGCAUUUCAUGGUGAAGAAAAUUGAUAGGCUGUCGCCUAUGCUUCCGUGGGAAGAUAUAUCUCAUCCGUUCUUUGAAAGAGAUACGCUCAUCUUCACCCUCUUCUACGUCAAUCCUGUGAUGUCUCUGGACAACCAACAGCAGCAGCUUGAACAGAUCUAUGACAAACUCCAGGCAGAGCUUAGCCCUUGGAUAUCGCAUUUUGCAUGGUCAUGCAAUCCAUUGAGACUCAGUCUAGCGCAGCACAACGGCCAGGCUUACGUCUACGGGGAGUUGGUGUAUGGAGACACACUUGACGACGAGUGGUUGGUGUGCCACUUGCUCACGGAGUUUCUGAGGACGGAGCCAGACGUAUUCGUCCAUUUUUUCGACUCUGAGGGCGAAUUUCUCCUCGUGGAAGCGGCAGAGGGGCUCCCCGAGUGGCUAGAACCGGAAACCGCAAUGAACAGAGUCUGGGUAAACCAGGGGCGAAUCACCGUUAUUCCAGAUACCUUCUACCCAGACAGAGGGUUGAGGUUGGCCGAGGCAUUGACUUUUGUCACUAGGGCAACUUUUCGGCUACAGCACAUUCCCGAAAUCCACGAUAUUGUCGCGGCGAAACUUGCACAAUAUCCAAGAAAGUCGCUAGGGUCUGUGUACUCCCUCGCCUGCAACAUCGACCCAAAGGUGGCACAGUUCUUGGCCAAAUACCCCCACCUUGUAUCUCUUGCGACCACCGAGUUUUUCAAAAACAAUCUUACCCCAAAACGCUACGCGGGAAAUGUUUCAAAGGUGUCGUUGCAGUUUCCGUUCUUGGCCUACAGUCUUGUCAAGCGCGACCUGUCAGACUCGUCCACGGAGGAACGAAUUCCACCGAUUUUGUACGCAGGUUUAGAUGAAGUUCUUUCGCAAGAUGAAUCGCUUCUCGCUGAGUUCCAGGGUACGGAACUUGCUGGAGUGGCGACUCAGGACCUUCAGGAUAUCCUACUAUACAGAAAUGUGAUUACUGAAAGAAUCCCCGAGAACCACGAUACCGCUGUUCCUGAAAAUCCCACCUCCACAAACGAAGAGGAAGACUUGAUGGCGCGGUUUGAGACGUUUUUCCGUGACACAAGCGCUCAGGGGGCUGCCUUUGGCCUAUCCAAGUCUGACAAGUCAGAUCUAGAGAGCGAUGGAGAGGAUGAAGACGUGGACCAGGAGGCAGCGGCGUUCUUCAAGAGUGAAGACAUUGACAUCGACGAGGACGACUUUUUCGAGUAUUUCUGCCAAGAAGCAUUGGGGUUGAAGCAGGAGGAAAUUGCGGCAUAUAUGACGGAAAUGAAGGGCUCACAAAAACGUAAGAUAGAUGAUGAGCAUCUGACAAACAACCAAGAAAACAGUCAACCACAUUGUCAGCCCCGGAGAGAAUAUAAUAAUGAAAGCGAUUACGCUUCUAGCGAAGAGGACUAUGAAGUUUAUGAUGCUGAUUUAGGCUCAGAGACAGGUGAGAAUGACAUGCUUUCGUCCUUGGCGAAUCUAGUCAAAUCCAUCAAGGCAGAUGGGGGUAUAUCCGGUCCGGGUGCCACUAUGUUCCAAGGAAUAGGUGUUCCUCUUCCCCGUGAUGUUGAGGACUUGGAUUGAGGCCACGGCUUGUACAAGGAAAUUGGCCUAGGUUUCCAUGUCGCUUUAGGCUAACCCUGCUUUAGACCCAUAAAGAUGAAUGCUUAACCAAUGGUAUGAAAAACUAAUUUUCAACAUACCGCUUAUGAUUUAUAUUGCACUCUGUAUGGGCUAACCUCACUUGCAUAGCGAUUAGCGUACGAUUACUCUCCACGAUAUCGAUAAAUUAUUUUGAAACACCCAUUAAGGUCUACAAACCAAUGUUCUUUUACUAUCAUGUCGG